Molecule: messenger RNA, 3141 nt
Organism: Apis cerana (Asiatic honeybee)
Lineage: Eukaryota; Metazoa; Arthropoda; Insecta; Hymenoptera; Apidae
Product: embryonic polarity protein dorsal
Biological process (GO): non-canonical NF-kappaB signal transduction; innate immune response; inflammatory response
Cellular component (GO): nucleus; cytoplasm
Molecular function (GO): RNA polymerase II cis-regulatory region sequence-specific DNA binding; DNA-binding transcription factor activity, RNA polymerase II-specific
Source: RefSeq, a predicted model, not a curated record
UUAUUUCACAAGAAUUAAAAAAUCGUAUACAAUGAUUAAAAAAUUUUCCUAAAAUUUUUAACAGAAUUUCAAGAUUGGACUUUUUUUUAAAUAAUAAUAUUUUAUUAAAUUUAUCGUAUUAUGUCAAAAUAAAUUCAUUUCCCUAUUAUAUUAAAGCGAUUUUAGACUUAGAAAUUUUAAUUCAGUCAAUGAAAAAAACUAAUAUAAAAAAGAUUUCUAAAUUUUUAGAAAAUGUUGAUUUUUGCUUUCAAUAACAUAGUAAUAAUAUAAUGUAUUUAUAAAAGAAGAUUAUUUGUAAAUAUACUUACAAAAAUAUUUCAAUUAUAUUGUUUUAAAUUAUUUUUAUACAAAUUCUAAUAUUUCAAAAAUUUCUAAAAUAUGAAUCAAAACUAAAAAAAAUUAUACUUUUUAUACCUACACAUUUUUUUUUAAUUUAAUAAUGGUAUCGCGAAAUGUUAUUAAAAAUGUUAUCACUCAGAAAAUAUAUUAAAAAUAACACGAAAAAUAAAAAUUUUUAAUCUUUGAGAGGAUUCUAACGGAAAAUUCUAGAUCAAAAUUUGAACACAGGACGAUGUUGUGAACACUAGAACGGGUCACUUUGAAAUGAUUGGUAAGCUUAAAAUGUAUAAGACUAAUUCAUUUUCGAACAAAGCUUCGUGUGUAAAUAAAAUCACGUGAUUAAAAUCUAGUAAAAACAAAAAUCGUAUUUACAAUUCUUAUACACUUAUACCAAGAGUGUAAGUAUCGGUAUGUGAAAGAAUUUCAAUCAUUAAUUGAAAUUAGCAAAUUGGAGAAAGAUCAAAAUGAAUUUUAGAAAAUUUCUACCGUAUGUUGAAAUAAUAGAGCAACCCACAAAAACUUUACGUUUUCGAUAUGAAUGUGAAGGCAGAUUAGCCGGUAAUAUACCAGGUGCAAGCAGUACAUUAGAAAAUAAAACGUGUCCUAGUAUAAGAGUAGUUGGAUAUAAAGGUCAGGCUAUAGCUGUAGCAUCGUGUGUAACAAAAGACAAACCAUACAGACCCCAUCCUCAUAAUCUGAUUGGAAGGGAAGGAUGUGAAAAAGGUGUUUGUACAAUCGAAAUUACAUCAGAAGACAUGACAGUGACAUUUGCAAAUCUUGGUAUCAUGUGCGUUAAAAGGAACGACAUCAAAAGAGAAUUAAAAAUAAGAGAGGAGAUUCGUGUAGAUCCUUUUCGAACUGGCUUUCAAUUCAAAAGGGAUCUUAAUUCCAUUGAUCUAAAUUCAGUGAGACUAUGCUUCCAAGUGUUUUUAGAAGGAACGCAGAAAGGGAAAUUCAACGUGCCAUUAACACCAAUUGUAUCCGAUCCUAUAUUCGAUAAAAAGAUAAUACCGGAUCUAAUGAUAUGCGAGCUCAGUCAUUAUAGCGCAUCGGUUGCUGGUGGCAUGCAUAUGAUUUUGUUGUGUGAAAAGGUUGUAAAAGAUGAUAUACAAGUGAGAUUCUUUGAGGAGAAGAAUGGGAAAGUAGUUUGGGAAGGAUUUGGUGAUUUUCACCCUGCUCAUGUGCACAAACAAACAGCAAUUCGCUUCAAAACAUCAAGUUAUCACACGCAGGAAAUUGAGGAGCCAGUCUCAGUACAAAUUCAACUGAAAAGGCCAUCAGAUGGUGCAUUGAGCGAACCAUUACCUUUUCUAAUGUUACCUCUCAGUCCAGAUAAUCCUAAUUCCUUAAAACGAAAGAAACGAAAGAUUAAUAAUAACGAUGUAAACACAGAAUUGAAACAGAAAGAAACGGAAACUGAGGAAAAAUCAUCGGAAGUGAUAGUUCCUCGAUUUGAAUGUUCAGAAAAUGAAGAAUUGUUUCCAUUGCGCGCCUUGGAAAUCAUUUCUGAGCAACCGCAAUUUAAUAAUGAAACUAUAAGGGAAGAAAUAUCGCCAAUAGAAAACAAUCCAACGCUUAUUCAGUCACCUCGACCAUCACCUCAAUAUCCAUUAACAAACGGUGACGCAGAACAAGUAUCAAUCGACUUGCGUCCAAAAGAACAAUUUUCAUAUAUUCAUGACAUGUUACAAAUACAACCUGAAGAACACUUAACGUUAACUAAAGUGACAUCAGAAUCACGUUACGAGGAAUUUCAUUUGUUGGAAAACGCUGGUGAAGUGGAAGAAACAAAUGGUAUAAAUACCAUAAAUAUGGAUAGCUUAGAAUGCGAUUUUGAUUCGAAUCUUUUAAAAAUUAAUUCAGAAGAACUUUAUAAUUUUAAUAUUGAAAAUCUAUCUGAAAAUCUAUCUAAUAUAUUAUCCAUUUCGGAUAUUUCUAAGCUAAACGAGAGUUUAAAUGAAGAGCAAGAGCAAAGAAAAGAUAGUAAAAAAAAGAAUAAUAAUGGGUAAUAAUUUUUCUAAAUGAAUUUUUAAUGAUAUUAUUGAAGAAUUUGUGUUUUAAAUAAUAUUUAUGAUAUAUUUUUUAUUCGUACAAUUGCAUAUAAAAAAAUAUAUCAUAAGUAUCAUUCAAGUAUCAAUUUAAAAGAAAAUUUCUUUCAAUAUAUAUUCUACAAAUUUCUUUGAAUAUAUCAUAUUAUUAAUAUUGGCUGUGAUGUAUAUUUUUAUGUAAAUUUUUAGAAUAUUUAUUUAAUUUUUUUAUUAUUUUUAUAUCAAAAUUAUAAAUUCAAUAUCAUAAAUUAAAAAUAUUUAUUAAUUAAAUAAAAAUAAAUAAUAUUAGUAAUUGUAAAAUAUUAUGACUAUGAACUAAAUCUCGAUGUAUAUAAUAUCGAUAUAAAAAAUCGUUUUAAUGCAAUAUAAUCUUAAUAUAGAUAUUUUACCAUGACAUCAACUGAUCUUGUGUAAUUGCAAAUUAAAAUGCGACAAGAUUUCUUUCUGCAUUUAAUUGUUUAUAAUUUUUUUUAUAUAUUUUUUUAUAUAUAUUUAACCUUUGUAUAUAAUAUAACUUUAUUGUAAUAAUUUUUUGAUAAAGAUCUAUUUUUUUAAUGUAGUUUCUAAUUUAAUUAAUCAAAUGUAUUAUAUUUUUUGAAGAUGAAAAACUUGUUGUGAUAAAAUAUAAAAGGCUUGAAAAUCCUAUCGAAUAAAAAAUUAUUUACGUUAAAAGAAUUAUUAUUUUUUAAUUAAAUUUUUCAAAAAUUAUUCUUUUAAUAAAUUCUUGAAUAAAUCACAGCUAUAAACACAUAAA